Molecule: messenger RNA, 2124 nt
Organism: Aspergillus pseudonomiae
Lineage: Eukaryota; Fungi; Ascomycota; Eurotiomycetes; Eurotiales; Aspergillaceae
Product: putative pentafunctional AROM polypeptide
Exons: 2
Coding region: 1-2124 (707 amino acids)
Biological process (GO): chorismate biosynthetic process; shikimate metabolic process
Molecular function (GO): 3-dehydroquinate dehydratase activity; shikimate 3-dehydrogenase (NADP+) activity
Source: RefSeq, a predicted model, not a curated record
AUGGCAGCUGUGGCGUUGCGCCGACGGCUUGUUGACUUUGUCGCUUUUUUCCAACAAAGGCAUGGUAUGCCUCCGCAUGGCUACAUUGCUGCACAUGGGUCUGAACAAUAUCGCAAACGUGAGCUAGAAGUGACCGAGGAGAUUUUAACUGAACAUCGAAAAGGAUGUGUGAUCGUUGGACUCGGUUGGCUGGCAAGCAGACAACAGCAAGUAUUAUUGGAGGAGUUCGCUUCUUGUCACCCAGUCCUGUACAUCCGUCGAGAUCGAAGCGAUUUGCAGCAGCUUAUCGCUACUAGCCAGGACAAGUUCGAGCGCAUGUGGGAGGCUGGAAAUGCAUUCUUUGAAUCCUGUUCCAACCUGGAAUUUUACAACGUCACAGAAGGCUCGACCGACGAGUCUCACUCGGCACUACCUGCGUAUCUCAAGUUGAAAGAGACAGAGAGAACGUUCGUAAGGUUUCUCCAUCGGAUCUGGGGUCGUGAACACCGAACUCGUUAUUCAGCGGAUCCCUUCUCUGCGUCGUACACAUAUGCUUUGCAGCUGCCAAUGGCUUGCUUAGAGGGACAGCUCAAAACUUAUGAUGAGAUCGACAAUGGGGCGGAUGCAAUAAAUCUGAAGGUUGAGCUUUCAGAUCUCCAGGGCAGAAGGCCAUCUGAGGCAGUCGCAAGAGCUGUAGCCAUGCUUAGGAGGCAUUCACGGGCCCUGGUGAUCGUAGACAUCAUUCCAUCCUCUGUACCAGAUAUAAAGAGCUAUCGCAAACUCUUGGGGAUGGUCUUACGCACUAUACCGGAUGUUAUCACUUGCUCCUUAGCUUGUGGGGAUGACCUGGCGCAAGAGGUAGUUGCUGGCAAGGGUUAUACCAAGGCCAUAGCCACCUAUCACCAGGAAUGUUCUUUAGCGAAGAGUGAAACACUCCCCGAGCUUCUCGCCCUCCGUCAUAAAGCGCAAGGUAUUGGUUUCGACGCAUUCCAGAUAACCGGCGAAUCAACAGCACCCGGAGAUAAUUUUCCCGGUAUACCUUUCUCACACAGUCUCGCCAGAGACUCUCUCAUACCCACCAUCGCAUACGACACGGGGUUCUUUGGGCGCACCUCUGUUUGCUUAAAUCCAACCUUGUCGCCGGUGGUGCUUGAAACUAUGAGAUCAACAGGUGUUACCUUGCGGGAAGCGCAGAUGGCCGUGUCAGCAUGCUUCCUACGUCGCAAGAAGAAAUUCGGCAUUUUUGGGCAACAACUGUCGCACACUCUGUCACCGGCGAUGCACAACGCCGCCUACGCUGCGUGUGGACUACCAUAUACAUAUGGCACAGCAGAACGAGAAAGGCUAUCUGAUAUUCGCCAAUUCUUGGACGACGAGAGCUAUGGAGGUGUGGCGGUAACGCUUCCUUACAAAACUGAAGUUCUUCCGUACCUGGACGAGAUCAGCCCAGACGCCCUGGAUAUCAACGCCGUGAAUACAGUGGUCCUUCAUCGUGAGUACCAGCCGAAUGGAGUACGCAAAGUCAUUCGCAAAGGCUAUAACACGGACUACCUUGGAAUCCAAGAUUGCAUCUAUAAGCACCUUUCCCCAGCAAAUGCCAUCCGUGAUGGAUCAACUGCCCUGAUCAUCGGUGCGGGCGGCAUGGCCCAUGCCGCGAUAUACGCGAGCUACCAGCUUGGUGUGAGGCACAUAUGUGUCUAUAACCGGACCCUUUCUAAUGCUCAACGUCUUGUUGACUACUACCGUGACUGGGUGGAAUCAAAGAAUAAGGCCCCUUUACAUCUGACCAUACUGUCAUCACCGGAUGACCCGUGGCCAGCUCACCUUCGCCAACCCACAAUCAUUGUGUCAUGUAUUCCUGGGCAGAGGUGCGAUAUUGAAUCAUCAAGUGCUUUGCGCAUUGCCGACCAAUGGUUACAAAGCAAAACCGGCGGAGUCUUUGUUGAGGUUGCCUAUGACCCCCUGGAAACGCGCCUAAUAAAGUCGAUGAGGGAGCAUGUAUCACGAGGCUGGAUCAUUGUGGACGGCCUGUCGGUCUUAGUCGAGCAGGGCAUUGCACAGUACGAGCUCUUUACAAAUCGACCAGCGCCAGUCCAUGUCAUGAGACGUGCCAUUCAGCAGUCGAUUAGAGAUAGGGGUGUUUGA